Messenger RNA from Dioszegia hungarica, 1692 nucleotides. RefSeq names its product WD40-repeat-containing domain protein. Lineage: Eukaryota; Fungi; Basidiomycota; Tremellomycetes; Tremellales; Bulleribasidiaceae. The transcript has 8 exons. Bases 1 to 1692 code for a protein of 563 amino acids. Gene Ontology annotation, cellular component: small-subunit processome. The record is from RefSeq and is a predicted model, not a curated record. Gene Ontology annotation, molecular function: snoRNA binding; protein binding.
AUGCCCGACUCAUUCUUCCAGUCCGACAAGAAACGAAAGCGCCCCGCAAGAAGCGGUGAAUCCUCCGACGGCCCUUCGCGCGGGAGGGAGCGGGAUGAAGAUUUAUCGUCGGAUGCGGAGGGGGACGAUGGGGGUGAUUUGGACGAUAUGGACUUUCGGGGGGAUCAGAAUAGGGAUAGGGAGGACGAGGAGGUGAUUGAUGAGAAUGAGACGGGGGCGGAGAAGCGCGUUAGGCUGGCGAGGGGGUAUUUGAAGAAGGUGCAGGAUGAGGUGGAAGCGGCGAAAGAUGAUCAAGACUAUGAUGCGGCCGAGAUUGAUCGAGAACUGAUUGCUGCUCGGCUGCAGAAAGAUGUGUCGGAGACGGAAGGCCGGAUCCACUCUUUCCUCGCUUCACGUCCCCUAUCGAUCACUUCCAAACUCGUCAAGCUACCUACCCACAUACCCACCUCCGUCGCCCUCACACCCACUUCACUCGUUGUUUCGACAAAACGAGGCCUGAUGUUCCGCUACGCCCUGCCGUCGUUACAACAGAUCGGCAAGCCCUUUGGCCAAGCUCAAGCCACACCAGCAACGACUAGCAAAGGCUUGGCUGCUCCAACAGGACAUACAGGCGAGCUGUACUGCGUAGCGGCGAGCGAGGAUGGGCGGUUCAUCGUCAGUGGAGGAAAGGAUAAGCUGGUGGGUGUAUGGGAGGUAAGCGAGGAGGGGGGAGUCAAGUGGUUGACUGGAAUGAGGGGGCACAAGGAUUCAGUCACUAGUAUAGCCUUCCCACCUCUCUCCAAUCCCUCGCAUCACAUCCUCUCGGCCUCUCUCUCCCGCCACCUCGCCCUCCACUCCCUGUCCACCCUCUCCGCCAUCGACACCUUCUUCGGACACCAAGAUUCCAUCUCGUCCAUCUCGUCCCUCAAGCCCACACUCGCCGUGACCGCAGGAAGCAGGGACCGGACCUGUCGGUGGUGGAAGGUCGAAGAGGAGAUCCAGCUCGUGUUUCGGGGCGGAGGUAAGAGCUUUGAGGGCCAGUCGGCCAAGGGGGAGGCGAAGAAGGGGGAGCCGGCAGAAGAGGAGAUUGGAGCGGAUGGGAUGGAGGUGGAUCGGAGGAAAGAAAAGGGAAAGGGGAGAGGAAAGGAGUUUAUCGAGGGAAGUAUCGAUACGGUCUGUAUGCUGGAUGAUCAGCGGUUCGUCUCGGGUGGGGACAGCGGAUCAUUGUGCUUGUGGCAAACAGCCAAGAAGAAGCCCAUCUUCACCCACCCAUUAGCCCACGGCGUCGACAAUCUCCUACAUGAAGAUGACAAGGAAAUGACCGGUCCAAGAUGGAUAACAGCUAUCGGUGCUCUCCGGGGCUCAGAUAUCUUCGCCACUGGAUCAUGGGACGGUGUCAUCCGACUUUGGGCACUCGAUCCCGCUCUCCGAGCCUUCAAACCUAUCCACACGAUCGCCGUCCCGGGCUUUAUAAACUCGAUUCAGAUCCUCUCUGUCCCAUCAUCCUCUAUGGCAAAUGGCGGCGGAGACCAAGUGCGCAAGGGGAAGAGCGCGAAGGGCAAGAUGGAGAUUUUGCUUGUGGCUGCAGUAGCGCAGGAGCCGGGAUUGGGGAGGUGGAUGUCCAUCAAGAAGGGCGUGAAGAGUGGGGCGUUUGUGGCGCAUCUGAAAUUCGGGGAGGAGGGGCGGGGGGCUGUGAAUGGGACGGAGCUAUAG